Molecule: messenger RNA, 978 nt
Organism: Haliotis rufescens (red abalone)
Lineage: Eukaryota; Metazoa; Mollusca; Gastropoda; Lepetellida; Haliotidae
Product: transmembrane protein 11, mitochondrial-like
Exons: 2
Coding region: 19-540 (173 amino acids)
Biological process (GO): inner mitochondrial membrane organization
Cellular component (GO): mitochondrial inner membrane
Source: RefSeq, a predicted model, not a curated record
CCUUCUCGUUUGACCGAAAUGGCGGAUAAGUCAAGAAGUGGUCCUCCUGAGUAUGUGGUAGUACGAGAGAUCUACGAACAUGAGGACGCACAGGAGGAAUUUGAGCUGGAGCUGGAGAAAGCCCUGGAUGCUAAUGCCAAGAUUAUCAUCAUAGAGCCUUCCAAACUCGGGGAUGAAACAGCUCAUUGGAUCAGUGUAGGCAACUGUCUGCACAAAACAUCAGUCCUGACUGGACUUGGUGCUCUAAUAUCAGGAGGCUGCUGGCCCAAGAGAGGCCUGCUGUUUCUGCCGCUCGGUUCCAUGAGUGUAUUGUGUGCAGGAGUAUAUGCCAUCUCCUGGCAGUUUGAUCCAUGUUGUAAAUAUCAAGUCGAACACAAUAAGAACCGGAUUAAGAAAAUCCCAGUGCACACAUUGACUACUACCACACCUGUGGUGUUAGUUAGGCGAGACGACAAACGGCGCAAACUUCUUCACAAUACUGUGUCCCUUUGUGCAGGUGCUUUCUGUGCAUGGAAGAUAUAUCAGUGGUAUAUAGAAUAGUGGUUAUGUAUGCAAUGCCUAUGAUGUCAGACUACGUGGCAGUUAUCAAUGAGAAAUAUCCUGCAACUUGUGCCUGGAUGACUGAAUAAGACAGUGUAUGGACAAAUUUCAAGGGUGAUGAUGUGUGCAGUGUUUCGUCUGUGAUGACGCCUAUUUGUACAAAGUUGUCUCUUCAAGAUCCACAUAGAUGCCGAAUCAGAAAGUUGCACCCUUUUACCCUCGAGUGAAAUGUUGAGAGCCAUGUGGUUCAUGAACUUAAUUCCACAUAAUCAAAACGUUAUUUUUGGGGACCUUUGACAUAGUGUAAUACUUAUAUGGAUUUGGAAAAAGCUAUUAUAUUUGAGUAUUUUCAGAUAAUGAAGACUACUUGUUGCCAUAAUUCAGGGAAUGAAUUAUUCACAUGUUUAUUGACCAGUUAUUAAAAUGUGUUUAAUUGUA